AUAGCCUAAAUAAUAACAGGCAUAAUCUGUAUCUAAUAAGAAAAGCAGGAAAGCCGUAUAUGUCGCGAAUAAACCUGUAUCUUCUCCCUCCAAAGUGUAGGUGUGUUUCCACCAGACGAGUUGGUUGUGUAUAAAAGCGGAGGAUUAAUCUGUCGUCAAAAAACUGAAGGCAGUGACGACUCGGGCCGUGAUUGGACGAGCUCCUCUCAAACCCUCCCUUUAUAAUUUCUCAGGAGUGAGUUCGGAGUCUUAAACACACCAACACAGCUAGGACACACUUAAGAGCACCCUGCACUUUCCAACCCCUAUUGCAAACAGAGAAAAGACACCGCACGUGGAUACAAGAGGUUUGCUGAACUACUGAUCCGUGCGUAUGGACUUUUAAAUGCUGAAUUAGAGCAAGGGGUUUGACUUUUUUUGUUGGUCGCAAUUGAAAACAGAAGCUGAUGAUUUAACUGUCCGACUCUGUGCAUGUGCUCAACGCACAAAUAAAAAAGCUUAUUUUUUAAUUCAUAAUCCAUUUUUUUCCUCUAAAUAGUCCACUUUCUUCUCUAAAAUUGGCUCCUGUACAAACAGCCGCGUUGGAUCCCUCGGGUUACUGCGAGACUCCGGUGUACAACCCGGAUCUCUGUCCAAAUAUGAUCGCCGCCCAGGCCAAGCUGGUGUAUCAUCUCAAUAAAUACUACAACGAGAAAUGCCAGUCUCGGAAAGCGGCCAUCUCCAAGACCAUCCGGGAGGUGUGCAAGGUGGUCUCAGAUGUCCUGAAGGAGGUGGAGGUCCAGGAGCCUCGCUUUAUCAGCUCCUUAAACGAAAUGGAUAACCGCUUCGAGGGGCUCGAGGUCAUCUCCCCAACAGAAUUCGAGGUGGUCCUGUAUCUGAACCAGAUGGGGGUCUUCAACUUCGUGGACGACGGCUCUCUGCCGGGCUGCGCCGUGCUGAAGCUAAGCGACGGGCGGAAGAGAAGUAUGUCCCUCUGGGUCGAGUUCAUCACGGCUUCGGGAUACCUGUCCGCGCGCAAGAUCCGCUCCAGGUUCCAGACGCUCGUGGCGCAGGCGGUGGAUAAGUGCAGCUAUAGGGACGUGGUUAAAAUGAUCGCGGACACCAGCGAGGUGAAAUUACGCAUCAGAGACAGAUACGUGGUUCAGAUCACCCCCGCGUUCAAGUGCACCGGCAUAUGGCCGCGCAGCGCUGCCCACUGGCCGAUGCCGCACGUCCCGUGGCCUGGUCCGAACAGGGUGGCAGAAGUCAAAGCCGAGGGUUUCAAUCUCUUAUCGAAGGAGUGUUACUCGUUAAACGGGAAGCAGAGCUCGGCGGAGAGUGAUGCCUGGGUGUUGCAGUUCGCCGAAGCGGAGAACCGACUGCUCCUGGGAGGGUGCAGGAAGAAAUGCCUGUCCCUGCUCAAGACGUUGCGCGACCGUCACCUUGAACUACCCGGGCAGCCUCUCAACAACUACCACAUGAAAACUCUUGUGUCUUACGAGUGCGAAAAACACCCGCGCGAGUCGGACUGGGACGAGAACUGCCUCGGGGAUCGACUGAACGGGAUUUUAUUGCAGCUCAUUUCGUGCUUGCAGUGCAGGAGAUGCCCCCAUUAUUUUCUGCCAAGCCUAGACCUUUUCCAAGGAAAGCCACAUUCGGGCCUUGAAAACGCUGCCAAACAGACUUGGCGAAUGGCGAGAGAAAUUCUAACCAACCCUAAAAGCCUGGAGAAACUCUGAGGUAAAAAAAAUAAAUAAACGGCAUGUUUGUGAAUAGGAGGUCUGACCGAUCAAAGUUCUGAGGCCUAGACGAUGCUAAUCAGGAACUCUUCCACAAAAUGGUCACUGUUGAAACCAACCCAUGUUGUAAAAAUAUUUUAGAGAGCUCCGUUUAAAAAUGCUUCACGUGACAUUAAUGUGUCUUAAGGAGGGAGCAAAUUGUAUCAACAAUCAAAAUGAAUGGUGACCUGUCAGUAUUACUGUUUCUUUCUUUUCUUUUUACGAGCCCUGCCCAACAGCACGUUUUACCUAAACAAAGCUACGUGACAGAAUACAACUUGUACAUUUUAUACUGUAAAUAGACACAUUUGUAGAUUGUGAAUCCAGUGGUCUGCAGUUGUGAAUGUUGUUCUGUGACACGUAAAUAGAAGUAUCAUUUCACCUGUUUUAACAUUCGCCUGGAUUAUUUCUGAAGAGAGAAAGAGGAAAAAAACAUUUAGACCUUCAUCAGCGAUUUAAUCUAUUGUCAAUGACAAAUUUCUAAAGUUUACAUUUUAAUGGUACUAUUUGUUACGUUCCCGAACAUUCCAUACGCAUACUUGAAUUCUUAUUUAAAGUAUAUUCGACCGUUUUUGUUUGUACCUUGCUUACCUGAUAAAAGGCUGAAAUUGAGAAUAUAUAUAUAUGAACAAAUAUACCUGAAAAUAAUGCACUUGAAAUACACUGGAAUAUAACAUUUUGUGAUUUGAUUUUGUUUUAUAUCUGUCUCUGAGUUUAUUUAAAGAGUUAAUAAAAACAAAUUAAUAUUUGUGUCCAAAUAAUGAUUCAUGAUGCAUAAACAUUGCAGCGUAAGAAAAGGCACGAUUUUUGGGGAUCUUUGAGCAUCUGGAUCUUUGGCAUAAAAAUGACACGAUGUAGCCUGAUUCUUACAAAAUAAUAAAAAAACAAAAACGGGGAAAACACCAAAAGAAA
This is a messenger RNA of Sinocyclocheilus rhinocerous, 2669 nucleotides long. RefSeq names its product protein mab-21-like 1. The coding region runs from base 639 to 1718 and encodes 359 amino acids. Lineage: Eukaryota; Metazoa; Chordata; Actinopteri; Cypriniformes; Cyprinidae. The record is from RefSeq and is a predicted model, not a curated record. The transcript has a single exon.